Messenger RNA from Loa loa (African eye worm), 436 nucleotides. RefSeq lists its product as hypothetical. The record is from RefSeq and is a predicted model, not a curated record. The transcript is spliced from 3 exons. The annotation marks the transcript as partial. Lineage: Eukaryota; Metazoa; Nematoda; Chromadorea; Rhabditida; Onchocercidae.
UGACGAAGUAAUAUGUGGUGUAUCAGCGGUAUAUAUCGGUCGGUUAAGGCCGAUUUGGGGCAUUUCGUCAACUCUUAUUAAUUUAGCAACAAUUAUACUUUAUGUAAUACUAAGCCGAGUUGUAGUGAAGGCUAAAACAACAACUAGAAACUUCGAGUUGUUGCAAACAUUGAAGAUAAUCGUGGCAUUUAUGGGACUGGGACAUUCUGCAACAAUGGUGGUUUAUAUGUCGGCAGUGUUCUUGGAUAUUUCCAAAAUGGCGGCAUUUUAUAUGAUAUGCCAUGGUGGAAUACUUAUUAAUAUAAGCACUUCAUGCAAUUGUACGGAAUAUCGAAACGAAUUUAAAAAGCAACUCAGGAAAUUUCCAUGCUUAGAGAAUAUCAUACAGCUAGAACCAAAACCUUCAAUGAAUCAGGUGACCACGGUUCACCAGUAG